AUGGUGGCUACCAGCCAGCCAGAAAUGGGCACAAAGGUGUUGGUGUCUACUUACUGUUGCUCAGCCUCAAACAACAACAUUCUUCUUCACCAGUAUUCGAGUCGUAUUCGUGUUCGUGUUCGUGUUCGUGUUCGUGUUCGUAUUGGGGUGCCAACAACAACAACAAGAAGAAGAAGAUAUAAUAAUAAUGGGUGGCGUCUAACUUGUGAUGCUUCUCCUUCACCCCUAUUGGAACAGAUGCACCACCACCACACACAAUCUUUAUUUCUGUUGUUGGCAGAUACUACUACUGAUGCUGGCUACUCCUUGGCCAGUUACUACACUUCAUUGGCGCUGUUUGUUAUCUCCGUGCCUGGCCUCUGGUCCCUCAUCAAGCGUUCUGUCAAAUCUAAGGUUGUGCAAAAGACCUUUAUAGGAGAGGGAGAGAAGAAGGCGCCUAACCAGGUGGCCGGAGAAAUACUUUCGUUUUUUACACGAAAUAAUUUUGCAGUGUCGGACAGAGGAGAGACAAUAACAUUUGAAGGUAUGAUGGUACCAAGCCGGGGUCAAGCAGCACUGCUUACUUUCUGCACGUGCAUAAGCCUUGCAAGCGUUGCCCUUGUUCUCACCAUAACUUACCCAGACGUAGGGAACAACUGGUUCUGGCUAACCGUAUUAAGUCCCCUGGCAGGAGUGUAUUAUUGGACCAAGGCUUCACGAAAGGAGCAGAUUAAGGUGAGGAUGCUGGUGGGUGAAGACGGCACCCUAUCCGAAGUUAUUGUUCAAGGGGACGACCAACAGGUCGACCAAAUGAGGAAGGAGCUUCAACUUAGUGAAAAGGGCAUGGUCUAUGUGAAGGGUAUUUUUGAGAGAUAA
Striga hermonthica is the source of this 855-nucleotide messenger RNA. The record is from the annotation of a GenBank genome assembly. NCBI's taxonomy places the organism in Eukaryota, Viridiplantae, Streptophyta, Magnoliopsida, Lamiales, Orobanchaceae.